Molecule: messenger RNA, 9789 nt
Organism: Mercenaria mercenaria
Lineage: Eukaryota; Metazoa; Mollusca; Bivalvia; Venerida; Veneridae
Product: UDP-xylose and UDP-N-acetylglucosamine transporter-like
Exons: 11
Coding region: 318-1289 (323 amino acids)
Biological process (GO): transmembrane transport
Cellular component (GO): endoplasmic reticulum membrane; Golgi membrane
Molecular function (GO): UDP-xylose transmembrane transporter activity; UDP-N-acetylglucosamine transmembrane transporter activity
Source: RefSeq, a predicted model, not a curated record
GAUUUUGUCAAACUCAAAUACUGGUGAAAGUUUAUUCGCAAAUAUGGUAUUGUUUUCAGUAUGACUACUGCAUUUUUACUUUGAUGAUUUCACAGUUUACAUAGAUUUUUCUUACAUAUUUUGGGAAAGGACGAGUCAAAUCAUGCAGUAGUUAACUCGUACCCAGACGUUCGUACCAAAAUUAACUCGCACAGAUGCCGACAGAUGUGUUGCUGAUUUGAUCAAUAGAAAAGAUGAGACAGCACUGACAUAGAGCGGCUAUUUUUCAGUCUGACAAUCAUAUAAAUUUGAAGCCAGAGACAGAAUAGACCUCAAACAUGCAUCCAGCAAUACCAAUUUCGUUGGUGUUUAUAGGCUGUUGCUCUAAUGUUGUCUUCCUAGAGCUUAUAGUCAAGGAGCACCAUGGAGCUGGAAACCUCAUUACAUUCAUGCAGUUUUUAUUUGUUGCUGCAGAAGGAUUCAUCUUUACAGUGAAUUUUGGUACCAAAAAGAGUGUUAUACCUUUAAAAGUGUAUGGAUUUAUGGUAUCAUUCUUCUUUGUGGUUCAAGUCAUCAAUAAUUAUGCCUUCAAUUUCAAGAUACCCAUGACACUUCAUAUAAUUUUUAGAGCAGGAUCUCUUAUUGCAAGUCUUGUACUUGGUGUUCUUAUCUUGAAAAGGAAAUAUCCAAUAAGCAAGCAUCUAUCAGUGAUAAUGAUCACAAUAGGCAUCUGUGCAUGUACAUGGGCAUCUGCUGACAGUCAUGAAGCAGAUGAAGGGGAGAGUGUAGAGCAUUUUGUAUUUAAUUAUGUAAUGGGUGUUGGGACCCUAGUUCUGUCUCUAUUUCUUACUGCCAGGAUGGGAAUAUACCAGGAGACCAUUUAUAAAGAGUAUGGAAAACAUCCUAAGGAAUCGCUUUUCUUCAAUCAUGCCCUACCUUUACCUGGGUUCCUGAUGGUAGCACCAGAUAUAUACAAGCAUGUACUGCUGUUUAAUCAAUCAGAUCCAGUAGGAUUUACCUCCCUUGGAUUGACUAUACCAAAGAUGUGGCUCUUCCUAGCAGGAAAUGUCAUAACACAAUAUAUAUGUAUACGUUCAGUUUUUAUACUGACGACAGAGUGCAGCGCCCUGACCGUCACCCUUGUAGUCACACUGAGAAAAUUUGCUAGUCUAAUUCUCUCUAUAGUUUACUUUAAAAAUCCAUUUACCCUGUUACACUGGUUAGGGGCAAGCUUGGUCUUCAUUGGAACAUUUAUAUUUACAGAAGUAUUACCACUUAAGAAGAAGGAAGUUGAAAAGAAAAGACAAUAGAGAAAUCCAUUUAUAUAAAAAAUAUAGUCUCUUAUAGUAAAGUUUUCUAUCAUUUGUAAGCACUGACAUGAUAGCAGGACAGGUUUUGUGCUUUUAAAUUUUGUCUCAGAUCUAGAUAGGUUUUUUAAAUUUCUCUCAAAUGUAGCUAGCCUCUUUUUUAAUUUGGCAUAUGAAUGUCUUUUGUAAAAUAGUUGUAGUGAGUUUUUACAGUCUCUUGUUGUAAGAAUGAAGUGGAGAAAUGAACAUUGUUAUUUAUUUUAAGGAUUUUCUGUCCUUUAGAUAGAUAAAGAAAUAAAGGACAGGCUAAUGUUUUAUUUUUUUUAAAAAUGUAAUAAAGGAAAACUUUACAAUUUACCAUUCACAAAUGUAACAGCCAUAUUUCUCCGCUGAAGUAAAUUCUGUCUAUUUUUGUUACUGCUUAUGUCGUCUUUUACUAAUGAAGUCAAAUUCUGGAAAUUUCAGUAGCUGAUAGUUAAAUAGUAAUUGAUGUAGUUUAUCUCAAUAUCUUUUGAAUUGUCUGUUAGAUUUUAUAAAGCCUGUUGAUACAUAAAUAUAUUUUCAAUAUAAUACAUUUAUUAUAUACAUUACUAUAAAUAAUGACAAAUUUACCUUAGAAUUACACAUAAUUAUAUCAGUUUAUUUGCUGAAGUGAUAUUUGCACAGUGUGCCAACAUUUUAUUUGCUUACUUUGAGUCCACUGUAGUAAUGUAUAUAGUAAAAAGGUCAUUCUAACACAGUGAUUGAUUUCCCUAUUAAACAAAGAAGACUAAAAACUGUAUGUUAUUAUGCAAUAUACACACUUCUUGUAUGUCACAAUUAUUAUUAUAGUGGUGCACGUUGGAAAAGAAAGCUACACGAAACAGGCAAAUAUUUGGUGAAUGUUGGUGAAAAUCCUUGAUAGCGUCUUGGAAUCGAAAAAAUAUAUCUCAAACAGCAAUUAGCUCUUGAAUAAAGUCAUUAUUUGUUGUUCCGAUGCGUAUUAUUAUAUCACUCAGGUUGUGCCCUCGUGAUAUAAUUCCUUACCAUCUUAACUCGAAACAUGAUUUUAUUCAGUGACAAAUCACUAAACAAGUUACAUUAUUUCUUAAAUAAAUGCCUGGGAUGUGCCUUCUGGUCAUAAUGACACGCAAAGCUCAAUAAUAGUGCUUGGACUAAAGCUGGUGUGCCAAUAUCACUCUAGAUGAGCCAUUAUGGCCAGAAGGCACACCACAGCAGUAUAAUUUCCUCUUUGGUAGAAACAUAACUUGUUUCAUUUGCCUCUUCUUGGAAGUUAAUAAGUAAGACCUGAGGUUGUAAAAAUCUCAUCCAAAUGAAGCACAAGGAAUAGUUGUUGUCUCUUCGUCUUCCAGAAGAGGAAAAAAAAUCCUGAAUGAAGCUCAUGCUUAUUUGCCAUUCUAUUCAGUGCACUCUUUCAAAGACACUGAUUAGCAUGGCAUAACAUUGAAAAUAUUUCUUUAAAGGGCAGUAACUCUGAAAGUUACAGUAAAAAAUUAAAAGGGUCAUUUUAAGGUCUGAUAUUGUUUGACUCAUCAGUGCAGCACUGUUUCCACAGUGGUUUCAUUCAGAUUGCUGUACUCGUCUGAUUUUCCUCUUCUAUUGUAAAACAGUAAUUUGAGUAAAAGCUGUUUAGAAAGGUCUUACAAACACUGAAGCUCUUCCGAGGUAGCAGCUGAAACAAGUUAACACUUUAGUUCUCUAGUUAGCAAAGAUGAGAUGGCCAACGCACUUGUGAUAUAUCUGAUUUAUUAAAGGGAGAUACUGGGUAUUUUAUUUUUCUGAAACAUUAUCUUGAUAAUGUGUGUUAUUCAACUCAUUUAGUUAAGGGUAACAAGAAGAAACAAUAUUAUCUAACAAACUAAAUGUUGCUAUGAUGUACAUUACCGGUAUGUGAUAGUACAGUCAAACCUGUCCUAAGCGACCGCACAGGGGAAGUUGAGAUUGUGAUCUCUUAAGACAGGUGGUCUCUUAACUCAGGAUAUACUGCUGAGCUUGUAUUCCGGUAAAGAGGUACUGUAGAUACUAGUGUAUAAUGAACAGUUUUUUAUACGCCUGAAGGGACGUAUUAUGUUAUGACGCUGGUGUCCGUCUGUCUGUCCGUCUGUCCGUUAGCAAUUUCGUGUCCGCUCUGUAACUCUUGAACUCCUUGAAGGAUUUCAAGGAAACUUUACACAAAUGUUCACCACACCGAGACGAUGUGCAGAGCGCAUGUUUUGGAUGUCUUGCUUCAAGGUCAAGGUCACACUUAGGAGUCAAAGGUCAUAUCAGUUUGUUUCGUGUCCGCUCUGUAACUCUUGAACCCCUUGAAGGAUUUCAAAGAAACUUGACACAAAUGUUCCUCACACAAAGACGACGUGCAGAGCGCAUGUUCCGGAUGACUUGCUGCAAGGUCAAGGUCACACUUAGGGGUCAAAAGUCAUAUCAGUUUGUUUCGUGUCCGCUCUGUAACUCUUGAACUGCUGGAAGGAUUUCAAAGAAACUUGGCAAAAAUGUUCACUACAUUGUAACGAUGUGCAGAGCGCAUGUUCCGGAUGACUCGCUUCAAGGUCAAGGUCACACUUAAGGGUCAAAGGUCAUAUAUGACUUUGCUUUGUGUAUAUUGCUCUUGUUUUUUAUUUAGCAGAUCUCUUUUUUUGUACAUACAAUAAUUUUUUUUUGAAUUACUUCCCUUUUAUGUAAGUAUAAAUAGCUUAUUUUGAAACUUUUUUAUUAUUGGCUGUAGGGAAAAACCGAGACCACUUUUCUGUGGUACAACAUAGAUGGUACCUCCAAUUUUAAGGUGUAUUUUUACAUACCUGUACCUGAUAAGGAUUUUUUUGUAGACUUUGAAUUUUUUUUUUGUGGACUUAGAUCUGUUUUUUGAAGUUUUCCUUUUGUUGUUCCAGUCCUUUGGGCUACAACAGUCAAGUUCUUAAAAUUUUGCUCCCAUCCUAUGAUGUAAGCCUUCGGGCGUAUAUUGCCCCGCUUGGCGGCGCUCUUGUUUUAAACACGGGACCACCCCCGAAUCGUGGGUGUGUAUCAUACACAGGUAUAGACGAUUAUCCAGCUUCAACACAAAUUUGUUUACAAUUUUUGCCAUUCUGGUAAAGAGAAACUACUCUCUGUGCUAAUUGUCUAGGCUAAAAAGUAAGAUUGCCGUUACGUUCGUAUGAUCUGUAUACGACGCAGGACCACAAAUAGGUAAUAGUAGUUUAUUUUUCCUUAAACAAAAUUAAUUUUAUAUAAAGUUAUGUAUUUUGAAGAAAGAAAUAUCAAAAAUUGUAAAUAAUAUAAUACUAAUAAAAGAUCGACUAUAAUUAUCUUUAACCAAUAUCAAAUUGUAAACAACAAAACUGGCACGAGGUGUCACGCUAACUGCCAAUAAUUACUGGCCAUUUGAUCUAUAUAAAAUAACAGAUCAUAACAAAGGAUGAUAACACCUUUUGUUAUCGGUUUGAAUUGAGAAGUUGAUGUCAUUUUUUUGUCUAUUUCAUUUUCAAGUUGGUCACUUGAUAACGGGUAAAUGUAAUGAAUGGGAAGUAAAAUAAAUGGUCGCUGGUCACGUUUUUCGGGAGGUCUCUCGGGUACAUUUUUGUUGAAAUCGCAAGGGAGGAAUUUAGGUGGUCGCUUAGGUCAGGAUGUUGCUUAACUCAGGUGGUCGCAAGGGCAGGUCCGACUGUAUAUGAAACCGCAGAAAUCUGUGCAUUGUAGUCCCAACAAAACUCUGAUCACCAGAAUCUAUUUAGUACACGGUAAAAAUAAUGGAAAUUCACAAAAGUGGUUUAUUUUUAUAUCAAAGUCCUUGAAAUAUUCUUACCUAGCUUCCAUUGGUCAAGUUAUCACAAUUGUUAAUAUUACAUACAUGUAUGCCUGUCAGUAACAGGGAAAUAAUUAUGUCUCCCACCACACAGUGGUGUGGGAGACAUAUUGAUUUACUCCUGUCUGUGUGUAUGUCUGUCACAAAUCUUGUCCGUACUCUAAGUCGAACAUUUCUCAUCCGAUCUUCACCAAACUGGAACAAAAUGUGUUUGACCAUAAGUCUUCGGCCAUUUUUUGAUAACUAGCCAAAUCGGCCCAGGCACUUUGGAAUUAUGGCCCUUGAAAUACCGAAAAUCAGCCUUUUUACAUUUGUCCGCGCUCUAAGUCGAACAUUUCUCAUCCAGUCUUCACUAAACUUGAACAAAAUGUGUUUGACCAUAAGUCCUCGGCCAAGUUUAAUAACUAGCCAAAUUGGCACAGGGUCUUCGGAAUUAUGGCCCUUGAAUUACCGAAAAUUGGCCUUUUUGCUCUUCAAAGGUAUAUUUGUAGUGAAUAAAUAGUAUACAAAGACUGACUUACUAUUUAGAUGAUUAGGCAGUUGUGGGAGACAUACACUUUUCUCAAAAGCAGCUCUAGUUGUAAGGAUUUUAAUUCUGUGAGCUAUUUGACUUGUAUCUCCCUUUAAUGAAUGCAAAUCAAGGUAGUACUUGCACUGUACUUAAGUUUUUUGUCCUUAAAUCUACAUGUCCUAGCUGUAACUUUUAAAUAACUGAAGGAAUUGCAAUGAAACUUCACACAAAUUUAAAGCAUAACAAGAAGGUAUGUUUUGAACAAGACUUAGGUCUGUACCUCUAAGAUGAAGGGCACAAUCCACUUUGGGGCAGUAAAGGGUGAGGGACAUCCAUCACUUUCUACUGAUGUCUCUUGUUAUACUUAAAAGCUACCUGUUAAACAGUUUGGUUGAAAUGCAAAGGAUUUUGUCAUUUACAAAAAGUUCUGAUAGAAAAUUUAUAUCUGAUAUAUUUAAAUAAUAACACAAGGCCUUUUAUGUAAUGAUAAGUCUCCAUACAUAUUCUAUAUUUAACCCUUACCCUGCUAAUAUCUAAAAUGGACCAGUCCAUCAUUCAAUUUGGGCCAUACCACUUAUUAUUCAGAGGGGUGUUCACUGAAAAAUUACUGACUGAAUAGCGAACAGUGCAGACCAUGAUCAGACUGCACGGAUGUGCAGGCUGAUCUUGGUCUGCACUGGUCGCAAAGGCAGAAUCACUUGCCACCAGCAGGCUAAGGGUUAAGUGACACAGUCUUGUGAAUGGUCGGCAAAUGUGUAAUUAUGAUGCACUGGUCAUAUUAUAACAAAAGGUACAGUUAAAAUUUUACUUUUUCUAGCUUAAGAGUACUGGUGGAGAUGAAGCUGAUUUCCAUAGAUUGUUGAUAAUCAUUUUAUAAUUCAGGUUAAAGUUUGUUUUUUCUCGUUCACAUCAUUUUAUAAUUCAGGUUUAAGUUCAUUUUUUCUCGUUCACAUUGUUAUAAGCACCCUUAUUGAUCAUAUUUAUUCAAGGUUUGGUACUUCAGGUAUGCCUUGCUAGUUACAUACACUGAGCUUUUCAUUUUUGCUUGUUUGAAUGUAUGCUGAACUUAUGGAUAACAGCGAGUCAAAUUGCAUAUAUAAACUCUACAGUAUUAUGUCAUAUAUUAAGAUAUGAUUGAAGUAGACUAAAUCACUUAGCCUUUGUUAGCUUUUUUGUAAACUUUCUUGUAUUUUCAUGUAAGUCAUAACAUAUUUUAACAAGUAUCAUAUAAACAAACUUAGCUUGAAAAGAUGAUCAUUUUCAUGCAGUUUAAAUACAAGUGUAAACAAUAUUUCUAAUUUUCAAAUGAAUGUUAGCUAUAUUCUUAUAAAUUAAAACAUAAGUGUGUGUAAUGAGUAUGUACUGCUUGUCAAAUGUGAAUGUUUACAGUAAUUGUUGUUGUUGUUGUUUUUAUGGGAUUUAUCGCCUUCCUUCAACAGUAUCUCAGUUUCAGAACAGUGGUCAGUAAACUAUCCCGGUGUACAUGAUUUAUUUCCAGUUCUAGUUUGUUCUUUGUAAGUAACUGACAACUUCCCCACAGCACACAGAGGUGGAGAAUGAAUGACUGUAUUAUAUCCACUUGCCAAGGAGAGCAUAUUCCACAACUUUGGAUCAAACUUGUGUGUUUCAUCUGCUGAGCUAAAUUGGUGUACUGUGUUUACAGUUGUAUCAUACUUGAAAUUGGUUAGACAAUACAUAAAGAACCUAAAUAUAGAAUAAGAAAAAAUAGACCUGUUUCAGGGUUGUUUUCUGAAAUAAAUGAUACAAAUUGAAUUGCACACAAAAAUGUAUUAUAAAUCUUUACACAAUCUUGAUUUGCCUGUGCUGAUUGAAUAUUAUUUGUAAUAGAAAAGUUCUCUUAUCCCUCAGGACAAUAAAUCUAUACAAGUUUGCCUGUUGGCAGAUAUUUCACUUGUGGGGAAGGUAUCUUUGUAACCCUGACAUUUAUGAACCAGAUAUAUAUGUGAGAAAGCUAUCCAUCUUCGUUAUGGAAGGUCAGUGGUUCUACCCAUGCUGUGAUAAUGUCUGUGGGGGUGGGAUGUGACUGGAAGGUCAGUGGCUCUACCAAGGCUACAAUGAUGUCUGUGGGGGUGGGAUGUGACUGGAAGGUCAGUGGCUCUACCAAGGCUACAAUAAUGUCUGUGGGGGUGGGAUGUGACUGGAAGGUAGGUGGCUCUACCCAGGCUGCGAUAAUGUCUGUGGGGGUGGGAUGUGACUGGAAGGUCAGUGGCUCUACCCAGGCUGCAAUAAUGUCUGUGGGGGUGGGAUGUGACUGGAAGGUCAAUGGCUCUACCAAGGCUACAAUAAUGUCUGUGGGGGUGGAAUGUGACUGGAAGGUCAGUGGCUCUACCCAGGCUGCAAUAAUGUCUGUGGGGGUGGGAUGUGACUGGAAGGUCAGUGGCUCUACCCAGGCUGCGAUAAUGUCUGUGGGGGUGGGAUGUGACUGGAAGGUCAAUGGCUCUACCAAGGCUGCAAUAAUGUCUGUGGGGGUGGGAUGUGACUGGAAGGUCAGUGGCUCUACCCAGGCUGCAAUAAUGUCUGUGGGGGUGGGGUGUGACUGGAAGGUCAGCGGUUCUACCCAGGCUGCGAUAAUGUCUGUGGGGGUGGGAUGUGACUGGAAGGUCAGUGGUUCUACCCAGGCUACAAUAAUGUCUGUUGGGGUGGGGUGUGACUGGAAGGUCAGCGGUUCUACCCAGGCUGCGAUAAUGUCUGUGGGUGUGGGGUGUGACUGCCCCUUACCUCUAACAGGAAAAUCACCAUAAGACCUUAGUUGAGUCAGUAUAUCUUAAAACCAAAGAUAACUUUAUAUCAUUAUAUGUUAUGCAUUUAAUAAAACGUAUACUCUGUUAUUAUCCUGUGUAAAUGUUACCUACAUUGUUGGCUUUAUGUUCUUGUUUACAGUUUGAAAAAAUCAAUUUUGUAUAUGUUACCUGUUUGUAAUGUUUUCUCAAUUUUAAUUCAAUAAGCAUAGUAUUGUCACAUUGACAUCUCUGUAUAAGAGUCAUUAGUAAAUAAAAUAAGAUAGAAAUAAUUCAAUGUUCACAUUGUUAUAGCUUCUAGAAUUAGACCUUUUGGUAGCUGAUUUAACCUUUACCCUGCUAAAUUUCUAAAAUGGAUUCGUCCAUCAUUCAAUUUGGGCAGUACAACUUAUUAUUCAAAGGGGUGUUCACUGAAAAUUUAUUGACUGAAUAGGGAACAGUGCAGACCAUGAUCAGCUUGCACUGGUUGCAAAGACAAAAUCACUUGCUGCCAGCAGGCUAAAGGUUAAGCUGAAGGAAGGUAGGGGUACUAGACACAUGCACAGAAAAGCUUUUUAACUUGGCUUACUGGGUCAUCAUUAUUUGAUUUGUAAACUUGAUCAUCAUUAUUUUAUAAGUACAUCUGCUAAGAGUCAUAAAUCAUUUGGACUUUGCUUGUUACACCUGGCAAAAAAAAGGUUCAUCUGUUUGUCUACCUUGCCUUUAAAUACUUGAUUUUUUAAAUGUUUUACAUCAGUGCACUUCCUGAUUAAAUUUAUACCCACUUCUUUAAAAGAAGUAGGAAAUACAUUAUUUACAGGUUACACAGUGUGGAAAAAAGCAUUUUGCCCUGUGUAACUUACAUCAGUUGAUCAUGUUCUGUUUGGUAGAGAAUAUCAAACUUCUUCAUUAUGUCACCUUUAUUUAUUACAUCGUGAGCCUAACAUGUUUGUCAAGGUUUUCAAGAUGUUAUAGAAGCAGUGCCCUAACUACACUACGUCAUACCAAGGUACAUACCUUUAAUCUUUAGUUGCUGAGUUGUUGUCUAAAAUCGUAACAAAUGCGCUAAUUUGUCAUGUAGCAUAUCAAAAUUUCUUUGAGUAAGUGAGUGCAUUUCAACCUGACUUGCUUAGAUGUUUUGUCUGAAAUUGCUUUAAAGUGCAGUAUUUUUGUGGGGACCAAGAAAUCCAUCCCACAAUUCUCCAUAAAUCUAUAUUUUGGUCUAGAGACAUACUCCAGAUAACUGUUCAUAUACAAGUGUUCAAAAUGUUUAAAAAUAAUGUUAAGUUUGUAAACCUCUCUUCACCCCUCCCCACACCUCUCCCUCCUACCCACAAAGAUCCUGCAUCGAUGUGUUUUUAGUCUAGUUGCGGCACUGCUCGAACAUAUAGUUAGAAUAUUUAAAAAGCAGUUUUAACUGUCAUAAUAAAAAAAUGCCAUGUAGCAUACCAAACUGUU